GGACACGGGGACGAGCAGAGAUGGUGAGGGCGAACAGGCGGGUCCUUCAUCCAUCCGUCUCUUAAACAGGCUGUACAGCAGCGUCCAGGUCAUGUCCACUCUGUCACAGCAGCCAUGAGUCACAGGGAGGAGCCAGAGGAGGCGAGGUCUCAAGCCCCACCACCUCAUCGCGGUCGGCAGCCUAAUGGGACGCCCUUAGAUGGAGGAGGCCGUCCCAGGUGGAGGCCGUGCCAGCUGAACAGCCAGGAUGCACAGGGGAAUGCCCAUCAUCACCACCACCAUCACUACCACCAACAGUCCCACCAACACCAAUCUGGGUCUACCCGGGCACCACCACGCCAUCGCAGGAGACAUGUCCCGGGCCAGGCCCAGCGGAGGGUGAGCGAGAGCGGAGAUGCCGAGCCACGGCAAGGCCAGCAGCUCCGUCCAGGGGUGGCCAGGUACCGGCGGAGUGGGGAGAGGGGUCAUCAUCAGCAUAGAAGCAAACCACAACCCAGAGAGGGUAAUGGAGGUACAGCAGUGCAGCAGCCACUUGAUGUUCCGGAGACGGAUCAGGCAGUGGAUGCUUUAUCUCCUGAGGAAUCUUCACAGGAAUUGCUAAGCCCUUCUUCACAGGAGCUGCUGACUCCUUCUUCACAAGAGGUACUGACACCUUCUUCACAGGAGGAUCUAACUCCAUCACAAGAGGAGCUAACUCCCUCUCCACAGGAGGCACCAGUCGUUGAGGAGCAAGAUGGAAGCAGCCCAGGCCUACACUGUUCCUCCAGUACCGAGAGCAGCCUCCACACCCACACAGAGCAGACUGAGGACCUUCAGGGAGAGAGGGAGCAGGCGGAGGAAUGUGAAGGAGGUGGAGAUGAACAAGAAGUGGAGAAUAAUCAAGAAAAGACAGAGGAAGAGAUAGAUUCUCAUGAACAUGAGCAACCAUUUCAAGAAAAUAAGGACUGCUUAGCAGCCAGUGGUGGAUCAAAAGAUAACUUCCGCUCUCACAGCAGGAGGGCUGGACCCAUAAGAGUGGACGUGCCACCCUUUGCUGCGAUCCCUCUUCAACCAUUAGCCAUGCCUCAUUUCCAGCCUCAGCCUUUCUCUGAACCCCUCAGGAGUUACACCAUGGAGCCCAAAGCAGGCACUACCCAUUCCAGCCCAACCGGCAAAACUCCAGUCAGCACAGACGCAAAGCUUGAAUGUCGAUCUCGAGCUCACUCCUAUGAAGAACCUCUUCCAGAUUCCAGUCAAGAAGCCUACUCUUAUUCCUACCAACAACCAAACUCUGAAUCCUACCAGAUGACUCCAGCAGAGUCAUGCCGAGAAUCAUACCUCACAGAAUGCUGCCAGGAGCACUCUGAAGAACAGCAGACCAUUGAGAACAACCAGAAUGUGUCCUCCAUUGAGCCUAAACCCAAGUUCAGUCCACAAGAGGAGGCCAGACAGCUGGUUUCAGUUGGCUCCAGGCUGCACCACUAUGAUGAACAAUCUGGAGACGAAGGUAGCAGCCCAGAUAGAGGCAGCGUCCGGGUCAGGAACCACACAAGCUCCAAUAGUAGUUUUGAAGAACUUCAAGAGCUUCAGAAAGAACAGCCUCAGAUUGCUUCACCUUCACCUACCUUGGAUAAAAAAGAUUUCGUUGAGGAAAGGCCACCUGUGGCUCAAAGCCCAGUGCAAGGGUCCUCAAGGAUCUCUGGAGAUGCCAUCUCUCUGGCAAUAAAGGACAUCAAGGAGGCCAUCGAGGAGGUCAAGACUAAGACAGUGCGUUCUCCUUACACACCCGACAAACCCAAAGAACCGGUGUGGGUGAUGAGACGAGACGUCAGCCCGGUGGAGGAGUGCCACCCACAGCUCUAUUCACCAUCUCAGCUUUCUUCUCCACAGUACAAGGCUCCGGUCGCAGAUCCCAUAGCCCCUCUGGGAGCGGAAUCUUCCAGAACACAUCAGUACCAGGAUUUAGAUGUCAUUCCCAGUUUACCACCUGCUGAGGAGCUUAGGCGAAAUUUGGCUGCCUUUCCUACAUACGUUGAUGUUCCAGGACCGUGUGAUCCAGAGGAUUUAAUUGAUGGCAUCAUAUUUGCGGCUAGUUACCUGGGCUCCACUCAGCUGCUGUCAGAGCGAACGCCCACGAAGAGUGCCCGCAUGCAGCAGGCCCAGGAGGCCAUGAACCGUGUCCGGGCAGCCCAGAAACAGGCCCAAAACAGACAAAAGCAGGGGGCUGAGGGCGAGGCUCCAUCUGCCAUUGAGGUGGACCUUUUCAUGUCCACUCAGAGGAUUAAAGUGCUCAACGCUGACACACAGGAGACCAUGAUGGACCAUCCUCUGAGGACCAUCUCAUACAUAGCGGACAUUGGGAACAUGGUGGUCCUGAUGGCUCGCAGGAAGAUGGUCAGGUCCCGCAGCACUCAGGAGCACCUGGACACAGCAGACGUUCAUCACUCAAACCCAGCACGGGACGAGCGCCAUCAGUACAGGAUGGUCUGCCAUGUCUUUGAGUCAGAGGACGCUCAGUUAAUAGCCCAGUCCAUUGGUCAGGCCUUCAGUGUGGCAUAUCAGGAGUUUCUGCGGGCGAACGGUAUUGACCCUGAGGAUCUGAGCCAGAGAGAGUACAGUGACCUGCUCAACACUCAGGAUAUGUACAACGAUGACCUCAUCCACUUCUCCAAGUCUGAGAACUGCAGAGAUGUGUACAUAGAGAAACAGAAGGGGGAGAUUCUUGGAGUGGUCAUCGUGGAGUCUGGCUGGGGUUCCAUCCUGCCCACUGUCAUCAUCGCUAGCCUAAUGCAUGCUGGGCCAGCAGCUAAAUCAGGACGCCUCAACAUCGGAGAUCAGAUCAUGACGGUGAAUGGCACCAGCCUGGUGGGCCUGCCACUGUCCACAUGCCAGAGCAUCAUCAAAGGGCUGAAGUCUCAAUCCAGGAUUAAAAUGAACAUUGUCCGGUGUCCUCCGGUCACCAUGGUCCUCAUCCGCAGACCCGACCUCCGCUACCAGCUUGGUUUCAGUGUGCAGAAUGGCAUUAUUUGCAGUCUCAUGAGAGGAGGUAUAGCUGAGAGGGGUGGAGUCAGAGUGGGUCAUCGCAUCAUCGAGAUCAACGGCCAGAGUGUGGUGGCCACCCCUCAUGAAAAGAUUGUUCAUAUUCUGUCAAAUGCAGUUGGAGAGAUCCAUAUGAAGACCAUGCCUGCUGCCAUGUACCGUCUGCUGACCGCGCAGGAGCAGCCUGUCUAUAUCUGAAAGACACUGACAGCGCAAAUGCCAGGGCUACAUUUCACUCACAUCUGUUCAUUUAAAUGUGGAAUAUUUAUGUGAUUGUUUACAUAUUUAUUACACUGGAUGUAAAUCUUUUUU
Messenger RNA from Colossoma macropomum (tambaqui), 3330 nucleotides. It is a transcript of the gene apba1b, whose product is annotated as amyloid beta (A4) precursor protein-binding, family A, member 1b. Bases 115 to 3216 code for a protein of 1033 amino acids. NCBI's taxonomy places the organism in Eukaryota, Metazoa, Chordata, Actinopteri, Characiformes, Serrasalmidae. Gene Ontology annotation, biological process: chemical synaptic transmission. The transcript is spliced from 13 exons. The record is from RefSeq and is a predicted model, not a curated record. Gene Ontology annotation, cellular component: cytoplasm; dendritic spine; plasma membrane. Gene Ontology annotation, molecular function: amyloid-beta binding; protein binding.